Messenger RNA from Elaeis guineensis (African oil palm), 1031 nucleotides. The record is from RefSeq and is a predicted model, not a curated record. NCBI's taxonomy places the organism in Eukaryota, Viridiplantae, Streptophyta, Magnoliopsida, Arecales, Arecaceae.
AGCCUCAAACCCGGAGUCCAGGUCACCUCCGUCGGAAAAUUAAAAGAUAAUAAAAGGAGAAGCGAGCGAUGGGAUAAUAAAGCGUGGCCUAGAGCUUGGCCGUCCGCGCGCACUCUCCUCAGUGGCCGAGCCCGAAGGAAAUGCUAGCGAACGCCACGCCUCCUACCCUCCUCCAUUGCCAUGGCGGUGGACCUCCUCCUCCUCUUCUUCUGCGAGGUGGAACAAGAGACAGCAGCAGAAGCCUCUUCUUCGCCCCCGCCGCCUCCUCCUCCUCCUCUUCGUGUCUUUCGCCGGGUGGACGAGGCGGUGUGCCUCUCUUCUUCCGUUCCCUUCCUUGUUUCCCGUUUGAAUCGCUGCCGAGGCUGAGGGCAACGCAGCACAGGCCUCCUCCUCCUUGCAGCAGCACCUCCGCAGAGCAGUCGGAAGAGAGGGGCUACGAGGGCACCGCCACUUCCACCCUGUACAAGUACUCCGUCAAUAUCCCCUUCGGCAACCGCCAUAUCUUGGUGGAGACAGGCCACAUUGGGAGGCAAGCUAGCGCUUCUGUGACAGUAACCGAUGGGGAAACCGUAAGCAGUCUCUUUUAACUGCUUGAAUAGUGACUUGUCUUCCUAGUUCACCACUCUUGAAAUGGUUUUGUGAUGUGAUAAAAUUGCGAGCUUAUGCCUUUACAAACAAAAGGGUUAGAAACUGUUUGACCUUUGUACAAACCUGAAAGGUGAGAGUCAUUACCAAGAACAUCGUAGCUCCGUGCACAAAGGAAGAUGCUGUGUAUAUUGAUUGAUUUAUGAUGAUCUAGCUGAGGGCCUGAUGGCAUUGCACGUGACCUUUGUUGUUGAUAUUCGUGACCAAGAAAAUAUUAGUUCAGCAUUGGUGAAAUUAUUCAUGGAUUCCAUGUCAGAUGUUGCAUAAAGUAGGUCAGAGAUGGUUUGCUGGAUGAUGACAAUAGUUUGUAUGGAGUGGCAAGUUAGAGGAAAAAAAUGUUGACUCUUUCUCAUUAUAUACAUUUGAUCAUAUGCUUUUGGCUUGUG